AUGGUGAGAACAAGAACGGAAGAUUCGGAAGAUGCUACUUCUGUACGGUUGGAUAGAAUGGAAAGAAUGAUCAUGGAAAUGGCGGAGACUUUACGACAACAGCAACAGCAGCAACAACCACAACCGCCACCGCCACCGAUACCUCCGCCUGUGGUACAAGAUUUUCAUGCUGAGGACCGAACUACCACACUCACGAGGGAAUUUAAGAUGAUGAAUCCGCCAUCAUUCAAAAGGGAAAUAGAGCCAAUAAAAGCUAAAGUGUGGGUGUUGGGGAUAGAAAAUUUGUUCGAAAUUUUUCCUUGUACCGAAGCCCAAAAAGUGCAAUUGGCUGCCUUCACUCUGGAAGACGAGGCACGGAGGUGGUGGAUGCUUACGAGAGCUGUACACCAGGGGUUAACAUGGGACAGAUUCUUGGAGCUGUUUUACGACAAGUAUUUUCCUCAAAGUAUGCGAGACAAGAAGGUGACUGAAUUUGAGACUCUUAGGCAAGGAAACAAAACUGUCGCGGAAUAUGAAGCCCAAUUUGCAGAACUAGCUCGGUUUGCACCUCAUAUGGUAGAUACGGACUAUAAGAAAGCACGAAAAUUUGAGGGCGGACUACGGAAUGCCAUCCUUGACCGAGUCAACAUGUUGAAGUUACCCACCUAUGUUGAUGUGUUGGAAAGAGCUGUUAUAGCAGAGGGAAACCUUGCUGCUCAGAAUUGGAUUUCUGAAUGGAAAGGAAAGAGGCAGAACAUUCAAUCAUCAAAGGGGUCAACCACUCCACCUAGCACGAAACAAAAUUCGGGGACUUCUAGUACUUCCACUCUUACUCCAAACUCGACUCCUGUUUGUGCAGAAUGCAGAAAGAAACACCAUGGGACUUGUUAUCGGUUGCUUGGAGCAUGUUUUCGCUAUGGAAAAACGGGUCAUUUGGUAAGGGAUUUCCCUCAGAGGAAUCAACAAAAUGGCAAUAGGGCUACUACAAGUUCAGCGGGGUCUACACCAACUCCCAACACCAAAUCAGCUGCUAAGCAUGUUAAUAAUAAAGACACCGCAAGACAAGGCAGGGUGUUUGCCUUGGUUCCGGGAGAUGUGCAAAACGCUGCAACAGUGGUGUCAGGUAUAUUUGUCGUUCACUGUCAUUCUGCUCAUGUAUUGUUUGAUUCUGGCUCUACCCAUUCCUUCGUGUCAAAACUAUUUUCUCAAAAUCUAGAUAAAUCUGAGGAAGUAUUAUCUUAUAUGCUAUGUGUGUCCUCACCUUUAGGGGGUUCUAUGAUCUGUACUUCUGUAUAUUUUGCUUGUGAACUUCUAAUUGGGGAUAUCCGGGUAUAUGCUAACUUAUUGCCUCUUGACAUGACUCACUUCGAUAUUAUUCUGGGUAUGGACUGGUUGAGUGAAUAUGGUGCAACUAUUGACUAUUUGACCUAA
Messenger RNA from Camellia sinensis, 1410 nucleotides. NCBI's taxonomy places the organism in Eukaryota, Viridiplantae, Streptophyta, Magnoliopsida, Ericales, Theaceae. The record is from RefSeq and is a predicted model, not a curated record.